Messenger RNA from Oncorhynchus mykiss (rainbow trout), 1277 nucleotides. The record is from RefSeq and is a predicted model, not a curated record. NCBI's taxonomy places the organism in Eukaryota, Metazoa, Chordata, Actinopteri, Salmoniformes, Salmonidae.
AUGUGUGACCUAAGCGACUUUGAGAGUGAUGUGAUCGUCAGUGCCAGGUGCGCCGGUUCCAGAAUUUUAGAAACGGUCGGCCUCCUGGACUUUUCACGCAAGACUGUGUCUAGGGUUGAGAAGGAAUGCCUCCAGAGAAGGUACUCUGGGACAUCAGGAAUACCAGACUUGCCAGAGUUCGUGACUUUGGUGCUGGUGAAUGGAAAUCCCUUCUCCUACUAUGACAGUAACAUCAGCAGAAUGACUCAUAAACAGGAGUGGAUAGCCAAGUCAGAGGGGCCUGACUACUGGGAGAGAAACAUUCAGCUGUACAUUGGUAAUGAGCUGCUCACCAAAACCAACCUGGUUGUUUCCCAGCAGCUCUUCAAUCAGACUGCAGGUGAGGAGAGAAAGCAACGAACAGAGAAAGCAGUGCACUGUGAUGAUAUCUCGACAACUCUGAACCUCACUCGGUCUCUCUCGUUGCCUCUCUCUCUCUCUGGUGUGCACAUAUACCAGGUAAUGUAUGGUUGUGAGUGGGAUGAAGAGACUGGUAUCACUGAUGUGUUGUUUCAGAAUGGUCAUGAUAGAGAGGAUUUCAUCUCAUUUGACCUAAAGACAAUGACAUGGGUCACUCCAAAGCCACAGGCUGUCAUCACCAAACACAAGUAUGACAGUAACAUAGCUGUCAAUGAGGGGUAUAAGCAUUACCUCACCCAGAGGUGUAUAACAUGUCUCAAGAAGUAUCUGCAGAAUGGGAAGAGUACUCUGCAGAGGAUAGUCUCUCGCCCAGUGUCUAUCCUCCAGAAGACCCCCUCCUCUCCAGUUGUGACAUGUCAUGCUACAGGUUUCUACCCCAGAGGAGUGAUGGUGAUGCGGAUGAGAGGAGAAAAGGAUAUCCAUGAGGAUGUGAAGUAUGGAGAGACCCUCCCCAACCACGACGGGAUCUUCCAGAUGAGGUCUCCACUGACGGUGGACCCUAAGGAGUGGGACAACAACAACACCUAAAGCUGUGUGAUCCAACAAGAACCCUGUAUUACACCCUGAUCUGUUCCACCAGUCUUUGUGCUCAUCUCCACCCCAAUCCAGGUGUUGCCCGUCUUCCCCAUUACCCCCAGUGUAUUUAUACUUGUGUUCUCUGUUUAUCUGUUGCCAAUUCGUCUUGUCAAGCUUACCAGCGUAUUUUCUGAGUUCCUGUUUUCUACUAAACUCUGAUUUGACCUCUUGCCUGCCCUGACACUGAGCCUGCCUGCCUGACCAUUCAGCCUGCCCUGACCUCGAGCCUGCCUGCCUGACCA